ACUUUGCCACAUUCAAGAUGGCGGCGACGUUGACGUACGAUGCAGCCCUCAAUGCGGCUAUGUGUGUAUAUGUCUAUGCUGCUUGCCAGCCGUAAACACCAAAACAACGCACAUAACAUGGACUCCAGGAGACGCAUCGAUGCCGUUAAGGAGUUACGUCGUACGCUGACAGGCUUCCCGACUGUUAUUCCAUCGGAGCAAUAAAAAAACACACACACAAAAUCCCGUGAUUAAGAGAAUAUUUUUUUCCCCCCGAGGAAUGAUUUGUGAUGUUAUCCUGCAGCCACCGACGAUUGCGCAUCUGGAUUUGGCUGAGACGCUGUUGCUAGCUAGCGCCCGAGCUAGCAGCGCACCGUGUUGCAGCGCCGCUAGCCUCGCUCCGCAGUGAGUUUCCCACAGGAGUGGCUAGCUCGCUUAGCUAGCUGUCAGUUUUCACUCCUCUUCGGAAGAUACGCUUGUCUAAUGGGUCACCAGCCGUAGAAUAUCUACCGAAAAUGUAAAUGGCCAUGCGCCCAAAGGGACGGGAACCGGCAGUGCCAGUGAUGGCCUCCCCUCUCCCUGUCUCCGUCAUACUCCUGGUGUGUCUUCUUGGCAUGUCACCUGUCUGCCAGGGAGGUGACUGCAAGGGCCACAGGCAGGUGUUGAGGGGCCCACCAGGUUACGUUACAGAUGGAGCAGGAAAUUACUCUGUCAAUGGGAACUGUGAAUGGCUCAUAAAAGCUCCCAGCAACAGUCACCGCAUUGUUUUGAAUUUCACCUUCAUGGACACUGAGUGCACGUAUGAUUACCUGUUUGUGUACGACGGGGACUCCUACCAGAGCCCUCUGCUUGCCAGUUUGAGUGGCAACACUUUGCCUGAGUCCAUUGAAGCCAAAUCUGGCAAGAUGCUUCUUCAUCUCUUCAGUGAUGCAAACUACAACCUCCUGGGCUUCAAUGCCACCUACACCUUCUCUUUGUGCCCUGGAGCCUGCGGCGGGCAUGGUCGCUGUGAUUCAUCCACAUCAAAGUGCCACUGCCAUCAGGGCUGGGGAGGCCCGUCUUGUACAACACCUCUGUGCCCACAGGCCUGCUCUGUGAAUGGCCUGUGUGAUAAGAAAGGAGAACUGUGUCAGUGUAACUCGGGUUUCCUGGGCCACGGCUGCCAGCUUGGUGUGCGUGAUGACGGCGGGGCGGGCCAGUGGUGGCGUGUGAGUGAGGGAAACCCCUACACGCCUCCAAGGACGGGCUCUGCUGGUGCUUACCUGUCCUCAACUGGAGCCAUGUACUUGUUUGGUGGAUUUGAUCUGAACAGAGCUCUGGGUGAUUUGAUUAAAUACAACUUCACGUCUAACCAAUGGGAAAGCCGAUCCUAUGGUCACUCUCCUGUGGCUCGUCACUCUCACACAGCAGUUGAAUAUAUGGGUAAUAUGGUUAUCUUUGGAGGAGAGCUAGCCAAUGGCUCCCUUGCCAGUGAUGUUUGGAUGUACCGGCCACUCUACAAUGACUGGCAACAGCUUGGCUUUUCCAGCUCACGCGGUGCUCCUAAAUUAGCCAAUCACGCUUCCGCAGUAGUGGACACGUACCUAUAUGUGUUUGGUGGUCGCACUGAGGAGGAUAUGUUUUCGUCAACCCUGUAUCGGUUUGGCUUGCACGGUUCUGGUCGGUGGGAGACAGUUGUGCCCACUGGUGGGAAACCUCCAGCCACUGCUGGCCACUCCAUGGUGUUCCACAGCCCAUCCAGGACACUGUUGGUCUAUGGAGGCCACAGACCCACCACUGCCAGGUUUAGUAUGAGGGUGAACAACACUGACGUGUUCCACGUGGACAGGCGGUUUUGGACAUCCUUUCGUUCCCGUUUCCCAGCGACUGGCCCGAGAGAAAGAGCUUUCCACACCGCCACUGUCAUCGGAAACUACAUGGUGGUCUAUGGAGGGAAUGUCCAUAAUCACUACCAAGAGGAAAAGUGCUACGACGAGGAAAUCUUUUUUUAUCAUUUGGGCUGCCACCAGUGGGUGUCCUCUGGAGAGAGAUGGUCAUCCAAUGGUGAUGCCAUCAGGGGGCGGUACUCACAUGUGGCUGCUGUGAUGGAGGGACGGGUGCUGCUUGUUGCUGGCGGUUACAACGGUGUUGCCCGUAGAGACCUUGUGGCUUACAAAGUACCACUGUUCGUUAGUAGUGAUCAAGGUGACAGGGAUGCUGUUUGUGCGGAAGCACUAGAUGAAAGUAUGUGCUUAAAGAACCCAGAAUGCAGCUGGUGUGAGGGCCGCUGCCGAGAAUACCAGCCCACCAACCCGUGUGGCAGCACCGGGUGCCUGGGCCUGGCUCGCUUCCUGUCUGACUGCCAGUCAUGUCUGGUGUUCAGUGGAACACCAGCAACUUUAGCUCGAGCCCCGGGUGAAUUUGGCUGGUGUGUUCAGAAUGAGUCCUGCCUUCCAGUUUCAGAGCGAAGUGCGUGCCGUGUGGACCAGAUCUCAGGGGCGUACGGCUGGUGGGGGGAGCGUACCCUUUUCCUAACCUCCCUCCACUCCUGUCGCACCGAGAACUAUGUCCCGGGACUGCACCUGCUCACCUUCCAGCACCCCCGCAACGACUCCCAGCCUGACAAGGUGUCCAUCCUCCGCAGUACCAACAUAAUUCUUAGCCCCACUACAGAAAUGGAUGUAGCACUACAAUUCAGAGGCUUCAUCCAUCCACUGUGGGGUGGGCCUCCACCAGCACCCCCUCCAACAGAGACUGUAUCCAUGUGGGCUCGAAUCCAUAGGCUGCACUUUGAAGCUCAGAUGGCGUCAGGACCCAACUCCAGCCAACUGGAGCUCGUGGGUCGUUGGGCAGCCCAACAGGAGAAGGAGUCUAAGCUGUUGGUUCGGCCUGAUGGGAGUAGACUGUUCUCUAACCUGACCAGAGGUAACCAUUACCUUUUUCAAGCUGAAGGCUACCUUAACAACUCAGGCUCAGGACAGACAAGUGAAAUGGCUCUCACCUGGAACAGAACCUUACCUGGAAGUGAGAUCUCUUUUCUGUUCUUGGAGCCGUACCGCUCUGGUUCCUGCUCCGGCUACAUGUCCUGUCUGGCCUGCUUGUCUGAUCAGUCGUGUGGCUGGUGUCCGUCUCUGUCCCGCUGCCUGUUGCGGGAUGGUCCUGAUCCGGAACAUUGUCCAGAGGCAGAAAAUGUUGAAGGCAAAGGAGAAGGUCAGCGCCACCUGCUGCUGGCUCCACAGCACUGCACCCUGUGUGAGGAGUACAGAGAUUGCUCUGCCUGUACUCAGGACCCUUAUUGUGAGUGGCAGAUAAACUCCAGCAAGAAAGGUGAUUAUCAGUGCAGUCGGCGAGGAAGACUAGAAGGGUCAAUACGUGAUCCAAGGGGAUGUCCUAAAGUCUGUAACCAGAGAAGGACCUGUAGUGAGUGCCUCUCAAACUCCAGCCAGUGUGCUUGGUGUGAGUCAGCCCAGGCCUGCUUCUAUUUCGCUGCCUACCUCACAAAAUACCCAUAUGGAGAGUGCAGGGACUGGUACGACAGUGUCCAUUCAGUCCCACAGUGUAAACAGUGUUCAGCUGUGAACACGUGCACAGACUGCCUGAGAACAUUCCAGUGUGGCUGGUGUGGAGACUACAACAAUCCUACAAUUGGAAAGUGUUUGAGGGGAGACUGGGCUGGAAUGGAUGAUCCGUUGGCGUAUAACUGCAGUCUGGCUGUGGCUGAAGCUCGGGCUGCUAAUCCUGAGCCUCAGACCUCAGCUCCACCCAGACCUCUUGAAAUGGAGAUGGAGCUAGAACACUUGGAAGAUGAGGAACAAGAUGCAGUCUGGUCCUACCCCACGUGUCCUGAUGUGGAGGAAUGUAGACUGGGUCUCCACAACUGUCACCCGUUUGCCACCUGCAUCAACACUCCCACAUCUUAUGAAUGCCACUGUGAGAGAGGAUACACAGGGGAUGGCACGUUGCACUGCAACCAGACAUGUUACAAUGAGUGCCGUGAGGGCCAGUGUAGCGGCAGUCCACGGUUUGAGUGUGAAUGUUCUCUGGGCUGGACAUCUGAUCCAGCUACUCUGGUUCUGAGUGGCGUGGAGUGUGACGUAGACUGUGGCUGCAACUUCCACUCCACCUGUAUCACCGCCCCAGGGAUCUGUGACGAAUGCCAAGAUUGGACUACAGGGCCUCACUGUGAGCACUGCCGUCCGGGUAGCUUUGGCUCAGCCCUGGCUGGUGGAGGCGGCUGUGUGCCAUGUGAGUGUAACGGGCACGGCGACCCGAUGCAAGGGUACUGUCACAACCAGACGGGCCAGUGCUACUGCACUCACAACACCCAGGGACCACACUGCGAGUCCUGCCUACCUGGUUACUAUGGAGACCCCAGAAACAACGGCACAUGUUACCGGCAGUGCCAAGGCCGCUCCGUCCUGCUCUCCUCCACCUCCUCCUCUUCCAUCCCCCUGUCGUCUUCUUUGGGAUGGCGAAGUGGCACAGAAGGGAAGGGGGGGCUUUCUCAUUGCUUGUGGGUCUUGUCUGUCUCGGAGAACUUGGCACCUUGUCCGCCCAAACAGAUCUGUCCCCCAGUGGCCCUCACUCUGCACCCGGACUCCCACACAUAUUGUAAAAGUUCCUAUGUCUAUGUGUUUGAUGGCCUUCCUCGUUUUCUGGGCAAUGGAGUCGUACAUUCGGAUCACAAUCUUAUUGGAGCUUUCUGUGGCACCACAAGGACUCAGCCCAUUACAGUGGAGGCCACCUCAGGACUGAUCUCUGUAUACUUUGAAGCCAAUGUCUCUUCAAACAAACCGCAAGGCUUCAAUGCAUCUUUUUGGGUUCGGCGGUGUCACCAGAGCUCUGAUGAGGACGAAGAGGGAUCGUCUGUUUGUCCAAGUGGAGCACAGUGCCAGGGCGGUGUCUGCCAGUGUCCACAGGGGUUCGGAGGACCGCACUGUGACCGGCCCAUAUGCCCUCAAGAUUGUGGAGUAGCCGAAGGAAGAGGAGUUUGUAAUACCUCUCUGGGGUUGUGUAUGUGCUCAGAUAGCUGGGCUGGCUCAAACUGCUCAGUUCCUCGUGACCCCAGCAGCUUGAUUUGGGACACUCUGCUGGACACUCAGCUUACAAUGAACCAGGCACAUCGGUUCCUUCACAGGAUGGGACAUUCUAUGGUGUCUGGACCACAGGGAAACCUCUGGAUGUAUGGUGGGCUCUCGCUGUCGGAGGGCAUUCUUGGGAAUGUGUACAGAUAUUCUGUGCUGGAGCGUCGUUGGACCCAAAUGUUAACAAGCACUGCGGACGAGGGUUCGACUCCUAGCGCUCGCUAUCACCACGCCUCUGCAUUGGUCACAAGUUUUGAGUCGGGUUCUGGAGGCCAGGGAGCAGGCCACAACUUCAUGUUGGUGGUGGGCGGUGUCACUCGGGAUGGUGUUACCAUGGAUACGUGGAGUCUCAAUCUCAGUAGCUUAGUCUGGAGAGAACACAAGAGCUCAGUGCUGCCCCCAGUGGCAGGUCACACCUUAACCGUACGCCGAGGCUCCUCUGUGAUGCUGAUUGGAGGCUAUUCUCCAGAGAAUGGAUUCAACCACCACCUUCUAGAGUUCAGCCCUCAGACAGGCAACUGGACCAUCGCCCCCCACACGGGCACACCACCUACAGGUUUAUAUGGCCACUCGGCUGUGUACCAUGACCAGACUGAUGCGAUCUAUGUGUUUGGAGGCUACCGCUUUCACGUGGAGACAGUGGAGCCAUCAGGCGAACUUUACAGUCUCUAUUACCCCAACCUCACCUGGUCUCUGCUUGUCCCCUCUCGGGGUAUGAAGCCCCUUUCUCGUUUCUUCCAUGCUGCAGCUUUGAUCAAAGACACCAUGGUCAUUGUUGGGGGGAGGACAGAAGCAGAAGACUACAGUAACUCUGUUUUUCUGUACCAGGUCAACUGUAACACCUGGAUACAACCAGUUUCUGCCAUAGGAGAUCCAGUGAAUCGCUCCGUGUCCUUGGCUAUGACGAGCUGGGAUGGUCACCUGUUCCUUUCAGGGGGCUUCAAUGGGGUUACACUAGGCAGACUCCUAACUCUGUCUGUACCCUCUGACCCUUGUGCCCUGCUACCUACACCGGAGGCCUGUAAUACCACCACAGGGAGCUGCACUUGGUGCAGGGGAAUCUGCGCUUCCUCCGAUGCUGCUGAGAGAAUGGGCUGCGUUUCUGGGCAGUUGACCUGUACCCCAACUCCUCGUCAACCAGACCAAUGCCGCAGACUCAAGACCUGUAGCGAAUGCCUUGCUCGACACCCAAAAACAUUUUCCAGUCCAUCACAGCCUGCCUUACAGUGUAAGUGGUGCACAAACUGUCCAGAAGGGGCUUGUAUCAACAGCUCCGUCAGCUGUACAUCUGAACAUGACUGCCGGAUCAACCAGAGGGAGAUUUUCCUGUCAAGCAACUGCACUGAGACGAGCUGCGAGGCCUCUGAUUGCCCAAAGUGUACUGCUUCUGGGAAAUGCAUGUGGACUCGACAAUUCAAACGCACAGGCGAGACAAGACGCAUCCUGAGUGUGAACCCCACUUACGACUGGACGUGUUUCAGCUACGCUCUGCUCAACGUCUCCCCUAUGCAGGUGGAGUCCUCUCCCCCUUUGCCAUGCCCUCCCCCCUGCCACAGUCUCAACAAAUGCAGCCUCUGUCUGGGCUCCAGAGGCUCAGAUGGGGGCUGGCAGCACUGUGUCUGGAGUAUGGCUCUGCAAAAGUGCAUGAGCCCGUCUUUUGUGCCCCUCCGUUGUGAAGCGGGCCAGUGUGGUCGAUUGCUUUCAGGGGGGGACUCCUGCUCUCCCCAGUGCUACCAGCUCACCCAGUGCUCACAGUGCAUUGCCAGACCUCAGUGUGGCUGGUGUGCUAAUCGGGGGGGCAAUGGGGCUGGUCGCUGCAUGCAGGGAGGGCUUGAUGGCGUCAGUGAAGGAGUUUGCCCACUGAGAAACAGCAGCUGGUCUUUCCUCCAUUGUCCAGAGGAGGACGAGUGUGCCAACGGCCACCACCAUUGCAACAGCACACAGGACUGCCAUGACCUGCCACAGGGAUACCACUGCACCUGCAAGCAGGGUUACAUACUCAGCAGCGUUUCUGGCCAGUGUGAGCCGGUGUGUGCGCAAGGCUGUGUGAACGGGACAUGUGUGUCCCCAGGAGUUUGUCAGUGCCACUUUGGAUUCGUAGGGGACAACUGCUCCUCUCAGUGCAGCUGCAACAAACACAGCAACUGUGCUGGAGUGAACAAACCAGAUGUUUGCCUGGAGUGCCACAACAACACCAUAGGAAAGCACUGUGAGAAAUGUAAGCCUCUGUUCGUGGGCUCUGCGAAGGGUGGCGGCACUUGUCGUCCCUGUCGAGAGUUUUGCAAGGGAAACAGUGCUGUGUGUCUGUCAAGAGAUGAGCUCGAAAAGGCGCUUGAAAACCCUCGGCUGUUCCCUCUGGACGCCAACAGUAUUCAGAACUGGGUGUCUGAGGGUCCCACAGAAGAUAACGCUGUGUGCGUGAACUGUCAAAACAGCAGCGUUGGUGACAAGUGUGAGAGCUGUCUCAGUGGCUUUUUCUUACUCCAGGGGAAGUGUGAGAAGUGUCAGUGUAACGGCCAUGCGGACACGUGUAAUAAACUGGAUGGUGCAGAUUGCCCAUGCCAAAAUAACACUGAGACAUCGUCCUGCCUCAGCAGCCCCCAGAGUGAACGGAAAGACUGCUACAGGCAUCAAUGUGCAAAGUGCAAAGACUCCUUCAACGGGAACCCUGUGAACGGGCGUCAGUGCUACCGUCAGCUCAACGUGGACACUGAAGGCUGCUUUGAUCCCACCUCCCAGUCUAACUGCUUCCAUGAUCCCACCAUUCGCAACCUCCCCAUGGGCCGUACCGUGUUUUUUGCCGCCCAGCCAAAGUUCACAAAUGUGGACAUUCGGGUCACCAUUGACGUUACCUUUGGUGAGGUGGAGGUUUAUGUGUCCAACUCGCACGACACCUUCAUCGUGGAUGUGGACCAGCACUCAGGGAUCCACACCAUCAAAAUAGAGGAGGAAUCAGCAACUCGCGGGACCACCACAGGGGCCGACAGGGAUUCUCCUCCGUCACCGAUAAAAGUGUUUGCCAAUUCUUCGUCCAGCAUCGGAGGUCCUGUGAUCCCCCACAGUCCGCUGCAGCUUCAGACCAAACAGCCUGGGGCAGAGAGAGAAAUCAGAGAGGAGCAUGCUGAGGGGCUCAUUACCUACAUAACCGUCUGGAAACCACAGACGGUGCUGAUCGUUCGAAAAGUUCGAGAUCGUGUGGUCAUCACUUUCCCACAUGAGGUGCACUCCCUGAAAUCCAGCCGCUUUUACAUCGCUCUCAGAGGUGUGGGAACGGACCAAAGACAGGGGGAGUCCCAGGGCCUACUCUUUCUGCGACAGGACCAAGCCCAUAUCGACCUCUUUGUGUUUUUCUCUGUUUUCUUCUCCUGCUUUUUCCUCUUCUUGUCUGUCUGCGUCCUGCUGUGGAAGGUGAAGCAGUUCCUGGACUUCCGCAGGGAGCAGCGCCGUCACAUCCAGGAGAUGACCAAAAUGGCUUCCAGGCCCUUUGCCAAACUCACCAUAUACCUUGAGCCAGAAGAGCCUCAGCUCAUCUACUUACCCUCAGGGGUGGGGGGCAGCACGGUAUCGCUGGCUCAUACCCGCACCGGCAAGCUGGGCAGCGUGGUGGUGGGUCACAGGGGAAGAGCGGGACCCGUCUCUUACAAACACGAGCCGGGUUCAGGACCCACAGCCCACCACCACCACCACCUCACCUUAGGCGGAGGCAACAACGGACAGCACCUACCACUGCACUACCUGAACACUCAUCACUACGCCAACACUACAGCUGUCACCCAGGCCUCACAUCACCAUCCAUCCACAUACAGCGGCUACCAGCACUUUUGCCGCUCCGACCCGUUCCUCUCCCAGCUGAUGGGCUUCUCCUACUCCACCUUCAAGGUAGGACCCAUCACCCUCGAGCCCACAGAUGACGGCAUGGCCGGGGUGGCCACUGUCUUGUUCCAGCUUCCGGGAGGCGUCUUGGCUCCAAAUCGUGCCUGUCUGGGCUCUGCACUGGUCACUCUGCGCCAGAAUCUGCAGGAAUAUUGUGGCCACGGCAACGGAGGUGGGCACCCAGGGGCUGGUGCAGGGCGCAAGGGCCUGUUAGGGCAUCAGCACCUCACCACUAUGGCCAUGUAGAGACAAUAGCAGCUGAUCUUAAAGAAAUAAGGCAAAUUAAAGAGAGAUAUAAGCCUGUACAGCGUUUGAAAUAUCAUAAAGGAAUUUUUGAAACACACCUUUAAGGUGAAGUCCAAAAGAAAUAGUUUCUGUACAUCAGAGUGGGUAAUCUUGAGCAUCAUGAACAGACAUGUACAUACACUGUAGAAGGAAAUAUAAGCGUCUUUAAUUGUAUGAUGUAUUGCUUUACUGUAUUUCAGUGCUUCACAUGACCAAGUCAGCUUUCUCUUGAAUACUGUCACGCGUAUCAUCAACAUAAUGUUACAUGGCAUCCACGAUCACUGUGGAAAGAGAACACUAAAGACUGAAGCUGGACUCCUGUUUAAAUUAUUCUCAAUGACCAAGGAUGAUAUGAAAGAAAAAGAGGAAAGAAAGGCGCGCUUUGGAACCAACAUGUGCUUUAUAUCCCAAAAAGUGACAAUCAGGAAUGCUGUUGAGAAUAAUGGAUUUAAACUGGUUCAGCCUAAUGUGAAAGAUUUUGAUUGUCAGCCCAAUGCAGGAAAAAAGAGUCAAUGUUGCAGGUGAGAUGUUUUUUGUUUGUUUGUUUUUUAUAUUGGGUCAAUAUCAGUGAUUUGUAAUUAUAACCCAGUUUGUGGCUGGCUUGUAAGCUGUGUGUUUCUGUUAAACAGACUCCUCUGUAUGUUUUUUGCAUAGAAAUUCACUUAGUCUGUUACAUUUCUUUGUCUCACGUGUCUUCACUUCUUGCCUUGUCAGUGAGUCGCUUGGCUUACACUCUUCUUCUCUUUUUAAAAGCUUGUUGCGCAUCUCCCCAAGGAUGUAAAAGCAAAUUUUGAAUUUGGUCUUAUGGGUUGUUUUUGUAAGAAAGAAAUCGAUGAUGAAGGAUAUUGUUUUCAUCAGUGCUCUGCAGCUCUUCACACUACAGUUCGUAAUAUGUGGAUUUUGUCCAUAAAAUGAAGAAACUGUCCUUUGUAAGUGUUUAAUUACCAUUUUGUUUUUAUGAUGUUGGUCUUUGUCUGAUUGUGAUGGAUUGGCAGCUUUCCUGCUAAAAUGAUUGUAUUUGCCAAUCAUAAUUACAGUUCGAUUAAAGUAAUUGGAUAUUAGAAAAAUGCAGUUUGAAAGAUGUUCCAGUGAAAUUGGAAAGAAUUGCAGAAGAAGUUCUCCUGGAGAGAGGUUUCAAAAUGUUUGGACUGGAUCUUGUUCACUUUUGUGUUGACGUUGGUAUUUUUGUUUUUCAUUUUGCACUACGUGGUGCCAAUGUGGCCCAUAAUCCACAUGAAAGCAGACGUCCAUCCUCAGGUGGUCCACUUUGUCGUGUCAGAAUGUUUCCCCCUGGCCUCUUAUCAAACACGAUCAUGCAUUUCUUUUUGUUUCCUUGAGCUGCUGCAGCCUAAAGGAAUGUGGUCUGAGCGGCCUUCCACAUGCAAGCGAUAACACUUUGUUUUGUAUUUCUGUGUAUAUUUUACUCUUAUUUUUAACAUGCUUUAUUUUUGUACAUAACUUUCGUUGUGUUUGUAUUUGUUAUUUUUGAAGAAGGGAACACUGUUGUAAAAGAAAAAAAGACUGAAUGAAAAUUCAAUGUCUUGAGUCAGCUGAAAUAAAGUCUGUGGAACAUGAAUGUG
This is a messenger RNA of Menidia menidia (Atlantic silverside), 10780 nucleotides long. NCBI's taxonomy places the organism in Eukaryota, Metazoa, Chordata, Actinopteri, Atheriniformes, Atherinopsidae. The record is from the annotation of a GenBank genome assembly.